CAGAGAACCAGAUAAAUGGUUUUCGGCUGAAAGCUUCAGUCAGAAACCAGCCUUUUAACCUUAGGUUUUCUUAGGAAAUACUCCUUAGAAAAAAAAAACUGAACAUGGGAGGUGGAACGAAGAUGAACAUUCCUGAUUACAAGAUCUAUAAGGUCGAAGAUGUGCCUGAAUUAAAACGUUUUCAGGAAAGAAUGGCGAAAGAAGGAUUGAAAGAUCCUUGGUUGAGAAACCAUGUCUGGAAAUAUCAAAACCCUCUCCUGAAGGGAAUGACAGCACAAGAAAGGAUCUUUAAAAUGCCUGGAACUAUAAGAGGCAUUUGGAUUGGUAUUGCAGUCACAUGUGCGGUUAUUAUUGGGGACAAGCUGACCGGAGGACAUUUAAAACAUCACUAGCUGGACAAUUAUACACUUAUUAGCUUAAAACUAUAGAACUAUUCUUAAUGCACAUCGAAAGUGGUGAAAAACUGUUUUAGACCUAUUUUGUGCACAGUUGAAUGGUGAAUUAUUAAUGUUGUUUGAGUUUGUAAGUAGUUUGUGAAAUUGUUGAAUAAAUUGUCUACUGCUUU
This is a messenger RNA of Mya arenaria, 565 nucleotides long. Its product is annotated as NADH dehydrogenase [ubiquinone] 1 beta subcomplex subunit 3-like. Gene Ontology annotation, cellular component: mitochondrion. The coding region runs from base 105 to 392 and encodes 95 amino acids. Lineage: Eukaryota; Metazoa; Mollusca; Bivalvia; Myida; Myidae. The transcript has 3 exons. Gene Ontology annotation, biological process: mitochondrial respiratory chain complex I assembly; electron transport chain. The record is from RefSeq and is a predicted model, not a curated record.